AUGGUGAACAACAACAGCAACAUUACCAUUAUGUACAUCAUCAAACCCAAGAUCCUCAAUAUAUUACCGAGGAUCAAAUUCCUCCUUCCCAUGUACAACAUCAAGUCCACAAUUGUCAACUCUUCUGGAUAUGUCCCUGAGCCUCCCAAACUCCAAGCCACUCCCCAAGUUCUCCCAUUUCUACUACCACCUCCUAUAUCUUCUCCAGAGGUGCCAAAGAAAGGUGCUGGACGAAGAAAGUCCAAUACAUUAGACUCUGAGGAAGAGAAGUUCAAAACCAGGAGCAAAGAGGAGGUAAUGCCUAUUCCUGUGCCAACCGAGAGAUGGGUGUACCCUGAACAUCCUGACAAGUUGGGCAAGGUCACAGCAGAAUUCCCCAAGCGUAUUGUUCAGCUCAACAGGCGCGAAAUACGUUGUAGAUUCCGUGGACGUGGCGAGAUCAAAAGAUUGACUACCCAGGUCUUAGUAGUCGAUUCACUGUCUAAUGUGUUCAUACUCACAGACAACUAUGCACCGGUAAAUACUGCUGGCUAUAGUUAUAUUAAUCCACGUGUAGUUCGGCUGACUGAACAAAUGGCGUCCAAGUUGAAAUUCAUCAUUCGACUGAUUGACGAGCGCAACUUCAAAGUCUUUGAUGAGUUUGAGUCAGACUACAUUGACUUUGUCCUCAACACUAAUGACUUUGAAAGUCCUAUCAUCGAAUCCGUUGUGCCUCUCAGUCUAUUCGGACUCUUUCGACUAUUCCGCCUCAAACUUGAUCGAGUCAAGAUUGGAACCGUCAACUUCCUCACUAUCUUUGUUCUGUACCUAGACCCUACGGACAAUGUGUUUAAGGCAGUCUACUUUGUACCUCAACGUUGUAUUAGUAAAGUGAGUACACUCGAAGCCUUGGAUACUAUCACCCUCUACCUUCCCAACAUUUUUGAUGAGAACUUCUUUCUUGUCGCAGACUACUGUUGCUUCCCAAAUACAGAAGGCCAGAAGGAAAAGAACAACAUAGUCCUGGACCCUUGGCCUGGUUGCAACCAAGAUGAACUUGUCAAUCUAAGAAUUAUCAACAGACCCUGGACACGUCCCUUCGAUGAUAUGAAACGCAUUAUUAUUGCCUGA
Molecule: messenger RNA, 1110 nt
Organism: Acytostelium subglobosum LB1
Lineage: Eukaryota; Evosea; Eumycetozoa; Acytosteliales; Acytosteliaceae
Exons: 2
Coding region: 1-1110 (369 amino acids)
Source: RefSeq, a predicted model, not a curated record